AUGGUGCUCAAGUCCAGAAUCAGAUCAACAUGUGAAUACAUCUGCUCUCAAUUUAAGUUGAGAGUUGUGAAACUUGAUCUAUCCCUUAAAAGCUGUGAUCUCACUGGAGGCCAGCGAGCAAAGUGCACGCUGCGCACUGGAGCGGGCGCCGAAGCCGCGGAGGAGGCGCGGGAGCCGCGCAGGCACCGCGGCGGCGAGAUGCCCUCUUACCCUGAAAUCGCCAUGCGGGAGAGCGGCCACUGGGAUGAGGUGACUUUACAGCCAGGAGACUAUGUCAAGAAAAAAACGCUCCAGAAAUACAAGAUCAUCUGCAUCGUGCUGCUAGUUGCUUUGGUGGUUAUGUCCCUGGGACUAGGUCUUGGACUGGGACUUAAACAUGGAGACCAAGAGCAAGUCAGCUGCAGACACAAAUGUAAUGAGCCAUUUAGGAAAGAGCUGUCAGGCUGCCAGUGUGACAGUGGGUGUAAGGAGCGUCAAGACUGCUGCUGGGAUUAUGAAGAUACCUGCGUGGAACCAACACAAUCUUGGAGAUGCACUAAUUUCCGUUGUGGUGAGACACGGUUGGCUGGAAGUUAUUGCUCUUGUUCUGAUGACUGUCUGCAAAAAAAAGACUGUUGCGUAGACUACAAAAGUGUUUGCAAAGGUGAAACACCUUGGGUGGAAGAACCAUGUGUAUCACUUGAAACUCCUCAGUGUCCAGAUGGGUUUGAUUUGUCACCACUUAUCCUUUUCUCAAUGGAUGGUUUCAGAGCAGAGUAUUUGCAAACUUGGAGUUCUUUACUGCCAAAUAUUGAGAAACUUC
Messenger RNA from Tinamus guttatus (white-throated tinamou), 802 nucleotides. NCBI's taxonomy places the organism in Eukaryota, Metazoa, Chordata, Aves, Tinamiformes, Tinamidae. The record is from RefSeq and is a predicted model, not a curated record.